Molecule: messenger RNA, 2190 nt
Organism: Musca vetustissima
Lineage: Eukaryota; Metazoa; Arthropoda; Insecta; Diptera; Muscidae
Gene: Cdc7
Product: cell division cycle 7-related protein kinase
Exons: 4
Coding region: 1-2190 (729 amino acids)
Biological process (GO): mitotic DNA damage checkpoint signaling; protein phosphorylation
Cellular component (GO): nucleus
Molecular function (GO): ATP binding; protein serine/threonine kinase activity
Source: RefSeq, a predicted model, not a curated record
AUGGAAAGAAAGUUACGAAAUUCGUUUAACCUCAAAGGUGCUACAACUACCUCAAUAUCUAGCCCACAGACUCCCCAACAACAACAACAUCUUCAUCAUCAUGGUACAAGGCAACGAACUGCCGCCACAACAUUGCAACAGCCGGUCUAUAAAAGCCCAGUGACUACAACAACAACACCACAUAUUGUCUCAGAACCAGUGCAAAAAAAUCUCAAUAACAACAACAACAAUGAAGUUUCUACAGCUAUGACACCAGCUGCUUUAGAUGAACAGCAACAGCAGCAGCUGGCAGUGACGACAAUCCCUGCCAAACCCUUAAGUCGUAAUAAAAACGAAGAAGCCAUUAAUGAUUUGCGUACACGCAUUCCUGAAAUUGAAAAUAUUUUCGAUAUACACAGUCGCAUUGGUAAUGGCACAUUCAGUACCGUACUUUUGGGUACACUGAAAAAAGAAGCAAAUCUACCGGAAAAUCAACGACGAAAAUUUGCCAUCAAACAUCAUAUACCAACUAGUCAUCCGGAUCGUAUUAUGAAAGAGCUGCAGUGUAUGGCGAAAAUUGGUGGCACUGACAAUGUCUGUGGCAUCAACUGCUGCAUCCGCUAUAAUGAAUCUGUGGCAUUUAUAAUGCCCUACCUAUCCCAUGAUCGUUUCCACGAUUUCUUUAGCCGCAUGGAUGUGGCCGAGGUCCAAUACUAUAUGAAAAAUCUGCUAAUUGCCUUGCGUCACGUCCAUCGUUUCAAUGUCAUACAUCGUGAUGUUAAGCCCAGUAAUUUUCUAUAUAAUCGCCGCAAACGACAAUUCCUUUUGGUUGAUUUUGGUCUGGCCCAACAGGUGGCGCCACCAUUACAAUCCGUCAACAAUAUACCACAAUCUCCUGUCUUGCUGGGCAGCAAAGCCGCAUCAAUGUCUGCCCCAGGAACGGCUGCUGCUGCCUCGGAGGCUAAACGUAUGCGUGAAAACGAUGAUAGCCACAUUAAAAAAUCAACAGAUGGCAAUACUGUGGCGGUGGCUGUGACUGGAGCCGGCGAGGUGGUCAGCGGCAAUGCCAAGCGUCUACGAUGCACCGGUCCCGCGGAUUACCAGCAACUGGAAUCUGUGGCGGCCAACAAGGCAUCAGCCCUCUUAAAUUCUGGGUCGACAACAGCAACGACAACAAAUAAAACAGCUUUAACCCAUGCUGCUGCAGCUGCUGUAAGUGUUGUUGGGGCAACCAAUGAUUUAGUUAUGGCGGGUAUUAAUGCGCGCAAAUCCGGUGGGGGUAGUGUAACGAUGAGUGGCCGUUUACAGCAAAAAUUGCGUGCUCAGGGCGGUGCUGAAGCCAGCAGUAAUCAACGCUCAUCGUCAGUGGGGGGUGGUGCUGGUAACAAAAAUCUUGUAACUCAGGGUUCAAAUGGCACCACAAAUGCCUCGGAUACCAAAUACAACACAAAUCGUAAUCUAUCCAGUGCCAGUGGUCCAAAAUGUUUCUGCUAUGGCAAUCCUCAAGUCUGUAAUAUCUGUCUGGUGAAAAAGGAGAUUCAUGCCUCGCGUGCUGGCACGCCUGGCUAUAGACCACCAGAAGUUCUACUCAAAUAUCCUGAUCAAACUACAGCGGUGGAUGUAUGGGCCUCUGGUGUUAUUUUCCUAUCGAUACUUUCCUCCGUCUAUCCUUUCUUCAAGGCCCCCAAUGAUUAUGUGGCCCUGGCCGAAAUGGUUACAAUAUUCGGUGAUAAGGCCAUACGUAAAACCGCUUUUAUUUUGGAUCGUUUGGUUACGUUGUCGCAGAAGACCAGGCCACUUGAUUUACGUAAAUUGUGUGUACGUUUUCGUAACCGCGUUAAAUACAGUUCCCCCGAGUUGCUGAAGAAAUAUCAAAAUUCCGAUGGUACCUGUGAAGUUUGCAAAAACUGUGAUCAAUUCUAUUUCAAUUGUUUGUGUCUGGAGACAAGCUAUGUUACCGAACCAAUUGAUGGCGAUGAUAUAUAUCCGGCCAGUGCCUAUGAUUUACUGUACAGACUGUUGGAAGUGAAUCCCCAUAAACGUAUUACAGCGGAAGAGGCUCUAAAGCAUCCAUUCUUUGAAGAAUGCCAUAACAAUAACAACAAUAAUAAUCAUGCCACAGAAUCAAUAAAAUCAUCCCACACUACACCCUCCAUAAGUUUAAUGGCGGCGGCUGCUGCAGGUGAUGCUGUAAAUCAAUCUCAUGACUAA